AUGACGAGUUUAAUGCCACCAAACAGCACGCAGGAGACGAGUAUCAAUGCAGGAAAGCUCAUUGAACAAGCCAUCAACCGCGACCAAGAUUGUCCAGACUUGGCCACCUUGCUGAACGGGUCUCCUGUUGAAUCUUAUAUCGAGCCUUUACUUGCUCCAGAAGAAGAGAUUGUGCGAACAAAUCGAGUGCCUAUUCCCAAGAGGUUCAUCAACAGAAUUGUCGACUCGCAAACACAGUGUCGCUGUUUUAUGGGCUUGCUGCCUGAAAUCAACCGAGCUUGGCUAACAAUUGAUUGCAAUUUAUACAUUUGGAACUUGAACGAUGAAAACGAUUAUUACGAGUAUUCAGACCAAGACCAAAUCAUUGUCAGAGCCGAACUCGUCAAGCCUAAACCAGAUGUCUUUGGUGACCAUAUCAAAUAUGUCUUGGUCAUUUCCACACCAUUGCAAGUCAUUCUUUUGGCUGUGUCCACCGCGCAGGCACAAUCAAACACCAAUUCGGAUACAAUCUCUUUAUUCGCUACCAACAUGGCCAUGCCAGCAGACGAUGAACAGAUGGAGCAGAUUGGAGGCACAGACGAUGGCAGAAUCUUCACUAUAGGCAAAAGUGGAAAUGUCUACGAAAUUGAAUAUCAUAAUCCAAUGAAAUGGCUUUCAAGGGGAUGCAAACUCAUCAAGAGAUCAGAAUCCUCUUUCAUGGAGUAUAUCCUGCCACAGCUUCGCAACUAUAUGAACUCCCCAUCUGAAGCACGUUCCUUUGUCAUUGACAAUGAGCGAAAGGUGCUUUAUAUCUUGUACAAGAAGACCGAUGCUAUUGAAGUGGUUUACCUGGGAAACCCAUUCAACAACUACAAGUCAAUCUGCACACUGUCCACCAUCAAAGAGAACGCCAUUAAAAUAUGUCGCCAAUUUAACCGCAUCCCCAACUCGUCUGAUCUCAAUAUUGAGACACUGCAUGUCAUUUCCAAAGCUGAAUCCAAGCACAUUCAUUUGAUGGCUAUCACCACCACUGGAUACCGUUUAUACUUUUCACAUCACAAAGACUCGUUCCGUGUGAUUGGAAGCAGCAACAGCCAGUUACCCCUUGAACCAAACGCACUAGAAUUAGGACAUGUUCGCUUUCCUCCACCUACGUUGACGAGAAAUAUUGGUGAAUUAGCACCCACCUACUUUCAGACUUAUUACGAUUGCGGUAUCAGUGUCUCUGUCAUUCCCAAGACGGAGGAUUCUAGCACGCUCCGCAUUACUUCAGUGACAUCGGCUAAGGCUGCUACAACACCGACGUUGCCAUCAACAAUAGUACCUGCUACAUUUACACAGCCAGCGAGACCCACUUACACCGAGACAGACAUUGCACUUGAACUGGAUGAACGAGUGCUUGCAGUGACAGAGACAAACCAGCAUCUUGUAGGUCGACACUAUAUCAAGGAAAACUCUCAGCAAUUAGCAUCCCCUCCUCGACAGUUCAUGGCUCUUUCCACACUCUCGGUCCUCUUUUUCAACAAGCUGAGACCUGUAGAUAUCCUAUACAAAAUAUUCAUCAAGACACGAGAGGAGCCAGACACAAAAUUGAUACAGUCCUUCUUUGAGAGAUAUGGUCAAGUAGAGUCAUGCGCCAUGUGCCUGUCCAUUGCGUGUGCUAGUGAUGAAAGGGAUAUUGAAAUGAAGGCCAAUGACACCUUUUUUGCUUAUGGUGGUUUGCCUACGUCGACGCUACCAACGCAAAUUCCUGGUAACCAUCUAGGACGUGCUAUUGGUCAAACAGAUGUCGCCUACAGCGGAAAGCACGAUGGAUUUGUGCUUUAUUUUGCUAGGAUUAUAUCGCCUGUGUGGAAAUUGAAGGCAUUUGCUAACCAUGGCAAUGACAUGAAUGCACAUCUCAUCUAUACUCAAACACAGAGCACGUUAUCAAACACCAAAGAGAACCUCUAUCAAUUAAAAAGGUUUAUGGACCGCAACCCUAAAUUCCACAAUGCUGCAAGCAUCUCAGAUCCUAGACUUCAAGCUGUUGAUAGCAAUAGUGUUUCCUUAGAACUGGCUGAGCAAAAAUCAGCAACCGAGUUAUACCUGAUGCUCAUUCAAUGCAUCGAGGCUUUGUCCUUUAUAGAAUUCCUGUUUGAUUCGCAAGUACAGCACAUCAUCGCCGAGUACUUACAUAACGAACAUCAAACAAAGAUCUAUAAUUUGGACAUCAGUGCAAUUCUCACAACAACAGAGGGCCGAGAAUUAACGCGCGAGCUGGUGAUUGCUGCCAUUACGAAAUACGGAUCCAGUUACUCUCAGGGUGGUUUUGAUUUUGUGAGCAAGCAUCUAGAAAGAUUCUGCAGCUCCUUUUUUGGUCCCAAUGACAUUUCCUUCUUCAAGGGUAUUGAAUAUCUUCGACGAGCCAUGCAUGAGGAAACAGAUGUGGAACGAGUGAAAUCUUUGCAAAACUCAUUAUACAGCUUUAAAGACGCGGCUGCCUGCAUCUCUGAUGCAAAAUUAGGGUCCAUCUGUCUCAUCUACAUUGAAUGCUCCUUCCACACUGGUGUUCUGGAGCUCGCUUUGGAACGGGCUAAACAGAUAGAUCCCCAAAACAAGGGCCUGGCCGCAUUUGAAUCUGUUGCAUCCCUGAAUGAAAUCGCAGACAAGUUGUUGAAAGCUCGUUUGGACACUUACAAACACAUCUUCAAUGCACUGGAAGAUGCUAUGCAGUUGCAAGCGAAGGGAGUCCCUGAGAAUCGCAUCCCCAUUGCCAGUCGAUACUUGUCUGGCUACGUCUCCAAAGUGUUUGAUAACGCCAUGGCCAGCAACGACAAACUAUUCCACUAUCAACUGUACAACUGGUUCUUGUCUCAUGGACUUGAAAGCAAACUUUUGGAAUACGAAACACCCUACUUGAUACCAUACUUUGAACAAUACAUCCCUGAUCGAGAGAAAUCGCUUGGCUUCAUGUACCAAUUCUACAGACAAAAACAUCAGUAUGCAGACGCGUUCAAUUGUCUGUGCAAACUGGCCACACUACCCUCUCAAGUUUUGAACUUGGAUAAACGCAUUGAACUCUUGUCGCAAGCACAAAUCAAUGCUCAAUGUGGAAACCUGGAUGUUGAAGCUAAAGACUUUGUAAAUGGCUUGAUCAAGGUGGCUGGUAUGCAGGGCCGCAUCAAGGCCAUUUUGGAAGGCAAUACAGAUAAUGUGGAAGCACGACAAGCCGUGCGUGAGUUGGAUUCUCGUCUAUAUACACAAGAACAGUUGGGGAAACUCUUUAUUAGUCGCUUUCCUGUGGUGAAGGAUAUCCUUAGUAACUAG
This is a messenger RNA of Mucor velutinosus, 3288 nucleotides long. RefSeq lists its product as uncharacterized. Gene Ontology annotation, cellular component: nuclear pore; nuclear pore inner ring. Gene Ontology annotation, molecular function: structural constituent of nuclear pore. The record is from RefSeq and is a predicted model, not a curated record. The transcript is spliced from 11 exons. Bases 1 to 3288 code for a protein of 1095 amino acids. Gene Ontology annotation, biological process: transcription-dependent tethering of RNA polymerase II gene DNA at nuclear periphery; RNA export from nucleus; protein import into nucleus. Lineage: Eukaryota; Fungi; Mucoromycota; Mucoromycetes; Mucorales; Mucoraceae.